This is a messenger RNA of Thalassophryne amazonica, 7419 nucleotides long. It is a transcript of the gene pi4kab, whose product is annotated as phosphatidylinositol 4-kinase, catalytic, alpha b. Bases 87 to 6410 code for a protein of 2107 amino acids. Gene Ontology annotation, cellular component: cytoplasm; plasma membrane. Gene Ontology annotation, molecular function: 1-phosphatidylinositol 4-kinase activity. Gene Ontology annotation, biological process: phosphatidylinositol-mediated signaling; phosphatidylinositol phosphate biosynthetic process. The record is from RefSeq and is a predicted model, not a curated record. Lineage: Eukaryota; Metazoa; Chordata; Actinopteri; Batrachoidiformes; Batrachoididae. The transcript has 55 exons.
AUAAAAAGUUGGUUGUUAUUAUGUGGUUAAAUUUGUCCUAGCUUUGUUGCCGUAUUUGGUCGUGGUUACCGCAAGUCGUCAGUUUGAUGUCGGAGGGGAACAUGUCUGUAACUGGAGGUGGUAAAAGAGGAUUUUAUUUCAACACAGUUCUGUCGCUGGCCCGCUCGUUAGCCGUCCAUUGUCCUGCACCACUCGAAAAGGUCCAAAAGCUACAAUGUAUGUGUCCAGUGGAGGUGCGGGGUGUGUUCAGUUUAGAUGUGCGUCGCAGAGAUGCUGUUAUUGCACUGGCUGUGUUUCUAGUGGAGUCUGGCUUACAGCACAAAGACAUGCUUGUUUCCUAUUUGCUGAGCCUUUUGCGAGGGUUACCACGAGUACAAUGGAUCGAGGAAAGCUUGGGAAAGAAAGGAAAGGAAUUUCUCCCAGUUGCAGAAAACUUCAGCUUCUGUUUAGUGACUCUUUUAGCAGAUGUGGCCCAACAAGACCAGGACUCCCGGCUAGAGAUCUUGAGCACUAUAUUGGAUGUUAUGCAGAGUCUGCAUGACAUGUGCCAAACCCCUGAUAACCAUGACAAAGUUUACCUGUGCAGGUAUGUUGUACCCAGCCUGCUUGGCAUGACUCGAGCUUUUGGUCGCUAUAGCAACACAGAGGAGGCGCUCUUGUCUAAGUUGUUUCCCAGAGAUUUGCCUCAGGCCCUGUGUGUCACAGAGGAAUCAGAAGGUGUUCGACGCAGAUCGUUCAACGAUUUCCGUUCCAUUCUGCCAUCGUCACUGAUCACAGUGUGCCAGGGUGACACCCUGCGCAGACGCCCGGGCACCAACCUAGAUUCAUCUGCACAGGUUUGUACAGAGUCAGGAGGCCACUCACCAUGCUCUCCCACAAUCCCGGGGCCACAUUACUUUGAAGGUGCCUACUUUCCUGACAGCAGUGCAGUAGACCCAGAUUACUAUUUCUCAACAGUCAGCUCCAGUUUCUCUCUGUCUCCUCUCUUCAUUGGGGCAGGAGAAAGUGAGGUUGAAGUGCCUGUUGAUCUGCUCAGGCAGCUCCAUGGCUUGGUGCAGAAGUUUGUUUCAGACUCCUUCUUGAAAACCCUGGAUGCUACAUUGACUGAAGUUGCAGAGUCCAAUCCUGGAGUCAACCUCUACUACAAAACUGUCAGUGAUCCUCUCUAUGUGUGUGUGUUCAAAAUGCUGAGGGACACACUGUACUACAUGAAAGCCUUACAGCCAUCAUUUGUGCGUGAAGUGCAUGACUUUGUGCUGGAACAGUUUAGCAGCAGUCAGUCAGAACUGCAGAGGGUACUUCAUGACACAGGUGGUUUGCCAGGGGAACAGAGUCCCCUCAAGCUUCGUUGCCAAGCCAAUGCUGCCUGUGUGGAUCUAAUGGUGUGGGCAGUGAAAGAUGAGCAAGGAGCAGAAAAUUUGUGCACCAAACUGUCAGAGAAGCUACAGUCGAAAACCUCUAGUAAAAUCAUCAUCGCUCACAUGCCACUGCUCAUCUGCUGUCUGCAGGGUCUGGGCCGUCUGUGUGAGAGGUUUCCAGUAGUGGCUCACUCUACCACAGCCUCUCUCAGGGAUUUCCUGGUGGUUCCUUCCCCUGUUCUUAUAAAACUCUACAAAUAUCACAGCCAGUAUAGCACAGGCACAGGGGACAUCAGGAUCAAUGUCACCAAUGAGCAUUCGCAAUCCACUUUUAAUGUCCUGCCAAAUAGGAAAGACCAGCCGUCCAUGUACGAGCAGCUCAGAGACAUUUCUAUUGACAACAUCUGCAGAUGUUUAAAAGCUGGUCUAAACAUGGACCCUGUGAUAGUGGAUGCCUUUCUGGCUAGCCUGUCUAAUCGACUGUACAUUUCACAGGAGAAUGAAAAGGAUGCCCAUCUUAUCCCAGAUCACACCAUUCGAGCACUGGGGCACAUUGCAGUGGCUCUGAGAGAUACCCCAAAAGUGAUGGAACACAUCCUACAAAUCCUUCAACAAAAAUUCUGUCAGCCCCCUUCGCAGCUUGAUGUACUCAUCAUAGAUCAGCUUGGUUGCAUGGUCAUUACAGGAAAUCAAUAUAUCUAUCAGGAGGUGUGGAAUCUGUUCCAGCAGAUUAGUGUGAAGGCCAGCUCUGUGGUGUACUCGGCAACCAAAGACUACAGAGAUCAUGGCUACAGGCAUUGCUCUUUGGCAGUGAUCAAUGCUUUGGCCAACAUUGCAGCCAACCUGCAGGGGGAGCAGCUUGUAGAUGAACUGAUGGUGAACCUUUUAGAAUUGUUUGUCCAACUGGGCCUGGAAGGAAAGAGAGCCAGUGAGAGGGCCUCAGACAAGGGACCAGCGCUUAAGGCAUCAAGUAGUGCUGGAAAUCUUGGCGUCCUCAUUCCAGUGAUUGCUGUUUUGACCAGACGACUUCCACCAAUCAAAGAGGCCAAGCCACGGCUCCAGAAGCUAUUCCGGGACUUCUGGUUGUAUUCUGUGGUCAUGGGUUUUGCUGUGGAAGGAUCAGGUCUUUGGCCAGAGGAAUGGUAUGAAGGUGUGUGUGAAAUUGCCACCAAGUCUCCUCUUCUUACCUUUCCCAGUGGGGAACCGCUUCGCUCUGAACUACAGUACAACUCCGCUCUCAAAAAUGACACAGUUACACCAGCGGAAUUGAACGAGCUACGCUCAACUAUAAUCAAUCUCCUUGACCCAUCACCUGAAGGCACUGUGCUCAUCAAUAAGUUAGACUUUGCCAUGUCCACAUACUUGCUUUCGGUCUACAGAUUAGAAUACAUGAGGAUGCUGCGGUCCAAUGAUCCUGAUAGGUUUCAGGUCAUGUUUCGAUACUUUGAAGACAAAGCCAUCCAGAAAGACAAAUCUGGUAUGAUGCAGUGCAUUAUUUGUGUUGGUGAUAAGGUGUUUGAUGUUUUCCUCCAGAUGAUGGCUGAGAAGCCGAAGACCAAAGAACAUGAAGAGGAAUUGGAGAGACAUGCCCAGUUUUUAUUGGUCAACUUUAACCACACCCACAAGCGGAUCCGCAGAGUGGCUGACAAAUACCUGUCUGGACUGGCUGAGACUUUCCCCCAACUGCUUUGGAGUGGUCGUGUGCUGAAAACCAUGUUGGAUAUCCUGCAGACACUGUCCCUGUCACUCAGUGCUGACAUUCACAAAGAUCAGCCGUAUUAUGACAUUCCUGACACACCCUACAGGAUCACUGCUCCUGAUACAUAUGAAGCUCGAGAGAGCAUAGUGAAGGACUUUGCUGCUCGCUGUGGUGAGAUUCUGAAGGAGGCAAUGAAGUGGGCUCCGUCUGUCACAAAAUCCCACCUUCAGGAGUACUUGAACAAGCACCAGAUUUGGGUGUCAGGACUGUCUCAACACACAGGCCUGGCAAUGGCCACAGAGAGCAUACUUGACUUUGCAGGCUACAACAGACAGAGUACUACACUAGGCGCUGCUUUCCCACAGACCACCCAGCUGACUGGGAGGCCAGCGUGUGUAAAGAAGGACUACUCCAACUUCAUGGCAUCUCUCAAUUUGCGUAACCGUUACACUGGCGAGGUGGCUGGUAUGAUCCAGUUCUCUGAGGCGACCCAUAGUCAGUCAGACCUUAGUAAGAUGAUGAUUAAUCAGAUGACCAUUGCUCUGGACAAAAAAGACCCAGAGGCUUUCACCCAGGCCAUGUUCAAGAUGGCUGCACUGCUUAUAACUACCAAAAAUUGUGACCCGCAGCUGCUGCACAAUCUAUGCUGGUCCCCUCUGAAGAUGUUUACCGAACACGGUAUGGAGACAGCUAUUGCCUGCUGGGAAUGGCUCCUGGCCGCACACAACAGGGUGGAAGUGCCAUUCAUGCGUGAGAUGGCAGGGGCUUGGCAGAUGUCAGUAGAGCUGAAGAUGGGUUUGUUUUCCGAGGCCAAAGUAGAGACUGGGCCACUGGCUGUCUCAGAAGAGAGCCAGCCUGCACCCUGUCCACCAGAUGUCACCCCGCACUUCCUCUGGAUAGAGUUUCUAGUGCAGAGGUUUGAGAUAGCUAAGUACAGCAGCGUUGAUCAGGUGGAGAUUUUCACCACCAUCCUUCAGAGGUCUUUGUCUUUGAAUGUUGGAGGAGCCACAAGCAGCCUCAAUAGGCAUGUUGCUGCCAUCGGACCACGAUUUAGGCUGUUGACCUUGGGUCUGACUCUUCUACAUGCUGACGUUGUAACGAAUGCCACCAUCAGAAAUGUGUUGCGAGAGAAGAUCUACUCCACAGCGUUUGACUACUUUAGUGUCACUCCCAAAUUUCCCACUCAGACAGAUAAGAGGUUGAGAGAAGACAUCUCUCUAAUGAUAAAGUUCUAUGCCAACCUGCUGUCUGACAAGAAGUAUCUGGCUGCCAGCCACCUGGUUCCCCCAGAUCCUCAGGACAUGUCAAUGAACAGCCUGUCUGUAGUGGCAGUGACAGACAGCCGCAGCAGUCUUGAUGCUGCAGUGGGCCAGAGGCAGCAGGUGGCUCAGGGGUGGAUCAACACUUACCCCCUGUCCUCUGGCAUGUCCACAAUAUCCAAGAAAUCAGGACUAUCAAAAAAAAGCAACAGAGGCUCUCAGUUACACAAGUACUACAUGAAGCGCAGGACUCUAUUACUGGCUUUAUUGGCGAGUGAAAUUGAGCGGCUGACAACAUGGUAUAAUCCACUAUCCACUCAGGAACUUACUAUUGCCACUGAGCAGUCAGUCGAGACCAGCAUUAACAACUGGAGAUCCAAAUACAUCAGUCUGACUGAGAAACAAUGGAAAGACAAUGUCAAUCUGGCAUGGAGCAUCGCACCUUACCUAGCCCUGCAGCUGCCAGCCAGAUUCAAAAAUACAGAAGCUAUUGUUUUAGAAGUGACUCGCCUUGUGCGUAUGGAUCCAGCCGCUGUAUGUAACGUUCCUGAAGCAGUCAAGUUCUUGGUAACGUGGCACACAAUUGAUGCUGACUCUCCAGAGCUGAGUCAUAUCUUAUGCUGGGCACCGGCUGAUCCCCCCACUGGGCUGUCGUACUUCUCCUCCCUGUACCCUCCACACCCCCUCACUGCUCAGUAUGGUGUCAAAGUUCUCCGCUCUUUUCCUCCUGAUGCCAUUUUGUUUUACAUCCCUCAAAUAGUCCAAGCACUUCGUUAUGACAAGAUGGGCUAUGUGAGAGCGUACAUUUUGUGGGCAGCUCAGAAGUCUCAGUUGCUGGCCCAUCAGUUCAUCUGGAACAUGAAGACCAACAUCUACCUGGAUGAAGAAGGCCAUCAGAAAGACCCUGACAUAGGUGAGCUGUUGGAACAGAUGGUGGAGGAGAUCACCGGAUCACUUUCUGGGCCAGCCAAGGACUUUUACCAAAGAGAAUUUGACUUUUUCAACAAGAUCACAAACGUGUCUGCGAUUAUCAAACCUUUUCCCAAAGGAGAGGAGAGGAAGCGGGCCUGCCUACAAGCCAUGUCAGAGAUUAAAGUCCAACCUGGCUGUUAUCUUCCCAGUAACCCAGAGGCUAUAGUUUUAGAUAUCGACUACAAGUCUGGGACCCCAAUGCAGAGUGCUGCCAAAGCUCCUUACUUGGCCAAAUUUAAAGUCCAGAGGUGUGGCGUGAGUGAGCUGGAAAAAGAAGGUCUGCGUUGCCGCUCAGAUUCUCUGGAUGAGUCAAAGAGUGAAGAGGAGGCAAAGAGAAUCUGCUGGCAGGCAGCCAUCUUUAAAGUGGGAGACGACUGUCGACAGGACAUGCUGGCUCUUCAGAUCAUCAGCUUAUUUAAAAACAUCUUCCAGCUCGUGGGCUUGGAUCUCUAUGUGUUCCCCUACCGGGUGGUUGCCACAGCUCCGGGAUGUGGAGUCAUUGAAUGCAUCCCAGACUGUAAGUCUCGUGACCAGCUGGGACGGCAGACAGACUUUGGGAUGUACGACUACUUCAGGAACCAGUAUGGGGAUGAAUCCACGCUGGCAUUCCAGAAGGCACGAUACAACUUCAUCCGCAGUAUGGCAGCGUACAGUUUACUGCUCUUCCUGCUGCAGAUAAAAGACAGACACAACGGCAACAUCAUGUUGGACAGCCAGGGCCACAUCAUCCACAUCGAUUUUGGGUUCAUGUUUGAAAGUUCUCCUGGUGGAAACCUUGGCUGGGAGCCAGAUAUCAAGCUAACCGAUGAGAUGGUGAUGAUAAUGGGCGGCAAGAUGGAGGCGACACCCUUCAAAUGGUUCAUGGAGAUGUGUGUGAGAGGAUACCUGGCUGUCAGGCCCUACAUGGAAGGAGUGGUUUCCUUGGUAACCCUCAUGCUGGAUACUGGUCUUCCCUGCUUCAGGGGACAGACGAUCAAACUGCUCAAGCAGAGAUUCAAUCCAGGUUUGAGCGAAAAAGAGGCAGCUUCCUUCAUCAUCAAAGUCAUCCAAAACUGCUUCCUGAGCAACAGGAGUCGAACGUAUGACAUGAUCCAGUAUUACCAAAAUCAGAUCCCAUACUAAAUGUUUGUGCUUCGGCAAGUGCGUAUAUUGGCUGGUUUUUGUGAGCGCGAGUUAAAAUGUUCAAUGUUGAACACCGUGGCUCCUUGUUAUUGCCGACUGUUGGGAAUUGCCCAUCAUUUCCUCUCAGCUAUUCAUUUCCUUUGUUGGAUAUUGAUUGUUGAUGUUAUAUUUAUUUCAUUAUAUUGGAACCAACAUUGAUAUCUUCUUGCACUAGCAUCUUCAUUUGUGUGCACACAGCUGUUGGUGAUCUGCACGUUCACUGAAUAAAUAUUUUGUGGGAUUUUGUGCCAAUUUCUAAAUGACUUGCAGUUUCUGUGAAUGUGCGUUUUUAAAGUUGUUGAUUUUAGAUGGGGGUUGUAACGUAAUUAGACACUUGAUGUAGCUAACGUAUAUUGAAGUCCGUUCUGACCGCCGUGGCCUAUGCUGUCACUUUGUACCGAGUACUUGAGUCCAGUAUUGUGCUACUUACUUAAACGGAGCGGUCUUUGCUCUGUGGCAUGGUACGCGUUAUCUGCUUGUAUCGUCAAGACUGAUUGUGUCCAUGUGGACUACACUGUCUUGUUUUGGUUUUGUGGGUUUCUGUGUUCGGAGAUACCACAAAUGAAACAAUAGACACAAACUCUGGAACAGACUGGGGUGAAGUUUUGUAUAUUUAGCAUUGCCAAAGGGGAGGGAGGGGGGACAUUGCAGAUGAAGAAAACCAUUUUUUUUUAAAUAUUUUUUGAAGAUGAAGGUAAGAUGCAGCUUGAGCGUUGGACACUUGCAUGAAGUUAGAUUUCACUACCAUAUAGCCUUUAUCAAAUGUGGCUUUUUGUGAAAGUUAUUUCAGUAAUCCCAAGUACUGUGCAUCAUGUUCAUAUGGGUAAAAUAUUGUACCAUUAAUGUGUAAAGCUUUUACCUCUCUUUGUAUAUUUAUAUCAUGAUCCAUUUCUGUCUCCUUUUCUACCAGAAUGCCUUUUGAAUGAGAAUGCACAGGAUAUAAAAUCAAAUAAAGAUCUAUUAAUUUAAA